Phymastichus coffea is the source of this 2787-nucleotide messenger RNA. It is a transcript of the gene Eps-15, whose product is annotated as epidermal growth factor receptor substrate 15-like 1. Gene Ontology annotation, cellular component: cytoplasm; clathrin coat of coated pit; plasma membrane. The transcript has 12 exons. The record is from RefSeq and is a predicted model, not a curated record. Gene Ontology annotation, molecular function: cadherin binding; calcium ion binding. The coding region runs from base 523 to 2583 and encodes 686 amino acids. Gene Ontology annotation, biological process: endosomal transport; endocytosis. Lineage: Eukaryota; Metazoa; Arthropoda; Insecta; Hymenoptera; Eulophidae.
UAUUAAUUUUUUAUGAAAAAGCUGUGACAGCACAAAUCAAUAUAAUUUCAUAUUUUAAUUGGGAAAAACAAAAUUCAUCAAAUGUAAUAUUUUAUUUUUAUUUUUAUAAAUUAUGUAGGUUGGAACGUGUUAAAUCCUGUCUUAGGAUUUCUACUUUUGACCGAUAGAAGCGCUAUCUAACCUUCGGAGAUCUGUCAUAAAAUUAUUAAUAAUGUCAAUAUUAUUAUAUUACUAACAAUCGCUAAUCAUUAAUCAUAAUCAAUCCGACUAAUCCAUAUUAUAAAUAAAAAUUAUUACUUAUAAGUGUGUGUAUAAUAUUUAUCAGUUUAUAUAAAAUAGUUUGUAAAUUUACAGGAAUCUAAACCAAUAAAUUGUUAAGUAAUAAUUAAUAGUUAAUAUUAAUUAAAUACAUAUUAAUUAAGACACGCCUAAAUUAACUAAAAACUGAAAAAUUCUGUUCUGAAGUUACAUACUAUAAAUUCAAUUUUUCUCCAAGAGAAUAUACAGCAUUGCAUUACAAAGAUGACUUUACCUUCACUGUCUAAAGUGGCAGGAUCCCACGCAGUAGUUUAUGAAAGCCUCUAUUCAUUGGUUGAUCCUGAAAACUGUGGGCAAAUAAGAGCUAUAGAAGCUGCUAAGUUUUUGAAAAAAUCGAAUUUGAGUGAUAUUAUACUUAGUAAAAUAUGGGAUCUUUCUGACCCUGGAUCUCGUGGUUAUUUAGAUAAGUCUGGAGUAUUUGUUGCUUUGAAGUUAUGUGCUUUAGCGCAGCAAGGAUACAGUUUAUCGAUGUCUAAUAUUUUCAUGGAUGUUUCUCCACCAAAUAUGGGUGAAGAUCUAGAUGUAAUUAAAUCUAAGGCUGGAAAGAUGAUAUCUAUAAGAUCGGAAAGUAAAACUUGUUGGGCUAUCAAUCCUCUUGAACGUGCGAAAUAUAAGCAACUGUUUAUGAGUUUAGAACCAAUUAAUGGAUAUAUUCCAGGUAAUAAAGUAAAAGGUGUACUGAUGGAUAGUAAGUUGCCUCUUGAAACUUUAGGAAAAAUUUGGGAUUUAGCUGACAUUGAUAAAGACGGAAAAUUGAAUGAACAUGAAUUUACAGUUGCGAUGCAUUUAGUUUAUAAGGCUCUUGAGAAAAAUACUGUCCCUAACAUAUUACCAAUGGAGUUGCAAGAUAUUAGUGGUUACAGUUCUACUAAUACUGAUAUAAUGUUGAAAACGGUUAAUGCUGAAUUUACAAACUCAUCUAACGAUGCUGUCGGAUCAACAAAGGAAGAAAUAAAUAAGUGGGUAGUAUCUGAAGAUGAUCAGAAGGCUGCAGAGAAAUUGUUUAUACAAGCUGAUGUAGAUUGUGAUGGUUUUGUAUCUGGAUUGGAAAUAAAAGACAUUUUUUUUCAAAGUGGACUGUCUCAAUCGGCACUGGCCCAAAUUUGGAGUUUGUGCGAUAUAUUUCAACACGGGAAACUAAAUAAAGAACAAUUCUUUCUAGCUAUGUGGCUUAUUAAACAAAAAUUGAAUAAGAAAGAAAUACCUGCUAGAUUAUCAUCAGACAUGAUACCACCUUCCUUAAGGAAAAUAACUACGUCUGAGCAUGAAUUGGAAAACAAUAACAUUUGUAACUAUUCAAAUACAAACCCAGAGUGUGAAAUAAUUGGUCAAGAAAUAAGUAGCAUUAUGCGUGAAAAGCAAUGUAUCGAAAAAGACCUUUCUCAAAAAGAUGCUGAUAUAAAAAUCAAAAUUGGUGAAAUAAAGAGCCUUCAAAGUGAACUCGAUACUCUAGCUGCUACAUUGAGACAGCUUGAUAAUCAGAAAGGUGAAGCACAAAAGCGGCUAAAUGAUCUUAAGAUACAGAUUGAAAAGCUUCAUCAACAAGCAACAGAUCAAGAAUCUACACUUCGCAUUCAAGAAGAUGAAAUAAAUAGUAAGCGUCAAGAAUUAGAAAGUUUAAAAUCAACAGAGCAAUCAUUAGAUUCUCAGCAGUUAGUUUAUAAAAAUCAAUUGAUUAUAUUAUCGAAAAAACUACAAGCUACUCAAUUGAAAAGCAGUCAAAUUAAAGCUUUAAUUACUCAAUUACAAGAACAACAAAGACAAAUAAUUGAUGCGAUUUCUCAAUACGAUUCUGCAUUUAGCAUUGGAGAUUCUUCCGUUAUCUCAGAAUCUACUUUGUUCUUGAGAAUUAAUUUGGAGGAAUAUACGCACGAUAUAAAUGAUGAUUCAAAAGAUGAUAAUGAUACAAUCAAUAAUAACGGCAACAAUUAUCUUCAUAAUGAUGGUACAAACGAUGAAAAUAGAAGAGCAGAAAUCCCAGAUCCGUUUGGUACAGCAUUCUCUCCAGCAGUACAAUCGGUAUAUGACCCAUUUGGAGAAGAUCCGUUUGCUGCGCUGCAUGCUCCAGUACGAUCCGGAAGUCCUAGUCCAGCUCUUCCUCCUAAGAAAACAAAACAGCCACCACCUAGACCGGCACCUCCACGUUCAAGUCAAGGCUCACACGUUUCAAUACUUGGUUGUUUGAAAUCUACAUCUGUAAAGAAUGAAUCAGAUCCAUUUACGUUAGAAUUUGCAGAUUUUGACAAUUUUCAAUCGAAAAUCUAGUAAAUCGAUUAGCAUAAAUAAUGAUUUCACAUGGUAAGUUGGAAGUUUUACAUAUAUGGCACGUGCAAUCCAUAUAAAAGUAUUUCUCUUGAUGGAAAUAAUUAGAGUUCAUAGAGUAUUGUUUUUCCAAUAUUUACUGUAUUUAUUAAUUUCAUUUCUUACCACAUUAUACAGUAGAACGUACUGCGAUAAAAAAUAAAUAAA